Exophiala bonariae is the source of this 720-nucleotide messenger RNA. RefSeq lists its product as uncharacterized. The transcript is spliced from 3 exons. Bases 1 to 720 code for a protein of 239 amino acids. NCBI's taxonomy places the organism in Eukaryota, Fungi, Ascomycota, Eurotiomycetes, Chaetothyriales, Herpotrichiellaceae. The record is from RefSeq and is a predicted model, not a curated record.
AUGUCGAUCACAGCUUUGUCAUUUCUUCUCUUUUUGUCGACUGCCUUGGUGACGUGUAACCCGAAUCCAUUGGCAGGUUCUCUCACGAAGCGUUCAGCGCGACCUGGACUAGCACUGAAUGCAAACUGGGACGGGACCAGCUAUAAAUGCGCACCUGGCUCCAACCCCACCACGUUCGACAAAUUCUGUUGUCCAGAUGGUUACUCGCUGAACACGGACGCGAACACAUUUACGAGCUUGAUCUGUUGCCCUACAGGCACGGACUGCCGAGCCGAAGUGCUGGCAUGCCCGAGAUGUGCGGACUCAGACUGGACUUAUUGGGAUAUCAACGGCACAAACGUACCGCCGGAGCUACCUUUCUGCUGUCAGAACGGUUGGGGUCCUGGACAGUUGAAUGAGCCCGACCCCGCAAACGUGUGCACUACAGGAGGAAACAAAUGGACUGACUACCUGACGGCUUCUCAAUGUGGUGGAGCUGCAGCUGCUACUGACAGUGCAGCGACGGCGACGGCAACAGGAUCGGGAGCGACUGCAAGCAUGACAGGUUCUGGAGGUGCUUCCGCAACCAAGAGUGCGACGCAGACAGCCGCGACAGCAAGCUCGACUCCCAGUGCUGCUUCAGGCAACGGUGCCAGUUCUAGCGUGAGCUUGUCGGGGUCAUCUAGCUUUGCCUUGUUUGUAGUGAUGCUGUUGCCCGGUGUAGCGAUGUUGAUUGUAUAA